GAGCCCUUGGGGCUGAGGUUCUACUGCAGGCGGAGAGAAGGGUGGGGUUGGCAUGGGGCAGUGUUUGAGGCACCAGAUGCACUGGGAGGACUUGGAAGAAUACCAGGCCCUGACCUUCCUGACCAGAAAUGAGAUCCUGUGCAUCCAUGACACCUUCCUGAAGCUCUGUCCCCCUGGGAAGUACUACAAGGAGGCAACACUGACCACAGACCAGGUCAGCUCCCUGCCAGCCCUGAGGGUCAACCCUUUCAGAGACCGAAUCUGCAAAGUGUUCUCCCACAACGGUGUGUUCUCCUUUGAGGAUGUGCUGGGCAUGGCAUCUGUGUUCAGUGAGCAGGCCUGCCCCAGCCUGAAGAUCGAGUACGCCUUUCGCAUCUAUGAUUUUAACGAGAAUGGCUUCAUCGACGAGGAGGACCUGCAGAGGAUUGUCCUCCGACUGCUCAACAGUGAUGACGUGUCCGAGGACCUGCUGACUGACCUCACGAACCACGUGUGUGCCCUGGGGCCACACAGGCUGGGUUGGGCCAGGCCAUCCCCCAAAGCCCCUGGAUGGCAGGCAGGGUGGGGUGUCCUGAGGGAUGGGCACACGGCUGGAGGCAACUAUCACCCAAGCUUGCGUCUUUCCUCCAAAGUCCUUCCUUCCAGGGUCCCCAAGAGCAGGUGCCCGAGCCACCCACUCCAAAGGGUCCUCCCACCCACACUGCAGUCACUGUGGGCAGGUGGCCCGACAGCAGCUUAGCCUCAGAUGGACACAUCACCACGUCCCCUUUCCCACGUUAUCCCAGAUGUCCUAGAGUGACAGUCCAAAGUGUGACAGGACAUGAAGGCAGCCUCAUGAAUCUGUUUGUCCUAAGACCAUGGGAACCGUCAAGUGCUUGUGGUCUGGAUUGAAACUAGAAACAAAGAUAAAACCAUGAAAGGUCAUCUCUGCCUCCUAGACCUGACAGGGCCCCUUGCAAGUACUGGCCCCUGCGUUGUGACCGGAUAUAGGUGUGGGUGGGGGAUGUCACCCUACUCACCUCUGCACCCAUUUUCACUGCCAAGUUUGUGCUGGAGGCACGAAGGGGACUCUUCCCAUGAGGUCCCAGACAGACCUCAGUGCACAUAACCUUAUC
Molecule: messenger RNA, 1115 nt
Organism: Leptonychotes weddellii (Weddell seal)
Lineage: Eukaryota; Metazoa; Chordata; Mammalia; Carnivora; Phocidae
Source: RefSeq, a predicted model, not a curated record